AUGGAGAAAGAGAACUAUCCACUUCCUGAUGAAGCAUUGUCAAAACCGCGUUUUUCUGGAAUAUUUGGCUAUCACAUGACCACAGCAUCGGAUCGUGCUGUAGUAUUGACAACAAACGAGCGGGAUGCUCUUGCGAUCUACGAAGCAACUGACGGAGCUCUGGCGUUCUCGCUUACGCAUGGAGAACGUAUUGAUGCAACUGUGUUCCCAUAUUUAGAAGAAUUCGAACAAAUUUUCUUGUGGUUCCCUUCCCGACAUUUGGAGUUCGCAAAGGAGUGGGGAUAUGCAUUGAAUGGCUCCCGAUGUUAUCUUAUAAGAAAUAUCGAGAGACCAAUCGAAUUGGUGCGUAACGGAAAACACAAGGAAGUGAAGCUCAUUCUUAGCCGAGAGGCGGUACGUCUCCGUGAGAAGGGUUUUCGUUCAAUGACUGAUAUACGUGAAGAAGUGAAGGCGGACUUGAUCAACUCAAGCACACGCCAGCUAGGAUUUGCGCAGUGGAAACGCUUUUCACCUCUAAAUAAAUAUCUCUUGGGACUUCGUCCAGGCGAGCUGACUGUGAUCACGGGUGGCACUGGAUUCGGAAAAACUACAUUCUUGUGCGAGUAUGCGCUCGAUCUAUUCACUCAAGGAGUGCGAACACUUUUCUGCAGUUUUGAAAUGCCAGAAGAAAAGAUCUUGAAAUGGAUGCUUGUUCAAUACGCUGGUCCCUCACACCUUCGAAGUCUGGCGCGCACCCUCACGUAUAGAAACGGAAUCAAAGUACCAUUAUAUCGUGUCGAAUACAGCAGCGCCAUCGACAUGUGGUUGGACAAGUUCGAGCGCACUAAGGGACCAUUGACGAUAAUGAAAGCGGACGAAUUCAGGGAAAAAAGCAUCAACCAAAUUGCUUCGGCAAUCCGCAAUCAAGUAAUAAAUACUGCGUGUCAGCACGUUGUUAUCGACAAUCUUCAAUUCUUGGUGAAUCAGUCGACAAUGAGUGAUGAUCAGUCGAGUAGCCUGGAUCGUUUUCACAUG
Molecule: messenger RNA, 1014 nt
Organism: Ostertagia ostertagi
Lineage: Eukaryota; Metazoa; Nematoda; Chromadorea; Rhabditida; Trichostrongylidae
Source: the annotation of a GenBank genome assembly